GAGCUCACAAACCUGGCUAGUCUCAGUAAGCUGGAUGUUUCAAACAACAAUCUUUAUGGUAAAGUACCAACAUUCAAGCAAAAUCUGGAUGUCAUAACUGCUGGGAACCCGAACAUAGGAAAAGAUGCUCCUUCACCUGCUGCUUCUCCUGGCACACCUGAUAGUAGUGGUGGUGGUAGUCCUGCUAGCAGCCAAAAGAAAUCACAAACAGCGAAGGUUUCGGGUUCUGUGGUAGGUGCUAUUUGUGGAUUGGGUGCUGUUGGAAUGGGCAUCUUUUUGUAUGCUAGAAAACAAAAGCAUUCAAGUACGGUGCAAAGCCCCAAUACGGCAGUGAUACAUCACUUUCAUUCUGGUGAUCAAGAAGUGGUUAAGGUCAUAUCGACUCAAGUUUUGAGGACCGCCACCAAUAACUUUAGCGAGGAAAAUAUUUUGGGAAGAGGUGGUUUUGGUACAGUCUAUAGAGGAGAAUUGCGUAGUGGGACAAAGAUUGCCGUGAAAAGAAUGAAGUCAAGUAUUAUGAAUGAGAAGGCUUUGGCAGAGUUUAAGUCUGAGAUUGCAGUUCUUACGAAGGUUCGUCACCGCAAUUUAACUGCACUUCUUGGAUAUUGUCUGGACGGAAAUGAGAGGCUUCUUGUGUAUGAGUACAUGCCCCAAGGCACCCUCAGUAGGCAUCUAUUCAACUGGAAGGAGGAAGGUUUGAAACCACUUGAGUGGACUAGAAGACUUAUAAUUGCCUUGGAUGUGGCUAGAGGGCUUGAAUACCUUCACGGUCUUGCACGUCAGAGCUUCAUUUAUCGGGAUCUUAAGCCAUCCAAUAUUCUUCUUGGAGAUGAUAUGCAUGCCAAAAUAGCAGAUUUUGGCUUGGUUCGUCUGGUUCCAGAUGGAAAAUAUUCAGUUCAUACAAGGAUAGCGGGUACUUUUGGGUAUUUAGCUCCAGAAUAUGGAGGUAUCGUCUAACUUUUAGAUUUUCUAUUCUUUUCAUGCUUCACCCCAAUCCCCAUCAAGAAUUCCUCUGCCUAUCCACUUUGCUUAAAUGCCUUUCUUUC
Messenger RNA from Rubroshorea leprosula, 1046 nucleotides. The record is from the annotation of a GenBank genome assembly. Lineage: Eukaryota; Viridiplantae; Streptophyta; Magnoliopsida; Malvales; Dipterocarpaceae.